AUGGAUCCACGACUUCAGCACUUAGAGAUAUCACCGUUACAUAAGCAUGUUCCACUUAAUUUUUAUAAACGCGAAACUAGAGAAAUUGGAACGCAAACGGAAAUAGAAGAUCCAAAAUCUGUGACUUCGAAAGAAAACGUCACUGUAGAAGUCAUCGUUCCUAAUGUUAAUCCAUCAAACAGCUACAGUACAACGAAAAAUCAGGAUAAUACGCAGGCAUACGAGGAAUAUGUUCCCUCUUCAGAGUGUAAUCAGAAGAAACAAUAUGUGGAAUGGAAACGGCAAAAUGGAAAAAAAUCUAAUAAAGUUGCAGAUCAAAGUGCAGAGAAACAGCAGCCGGACGUGGUAGACCAUUUGGACAUUUACCGUCCAAAUAAUAAAAUUGAGUCCUUGCCACGCGUGCCGAAAAAGAAGGAUGACAAAUUAAAGGAUAACUCAUAUAAGUAUGUAGCGUCUAAAAACUCAACAGAUAAAAAUACGGACGCGACGAAUACUCGUAAAUCGCGACCAAAAAUUAGACAACGAAAACCCACUCCUCGUUCAAAGUCAAUUAUCAGUACCACGAGUUCUGAUAAUUCACCUCCUCCGAAGAAAAAAAAAUCCCCCCCAAAAACUUCUCCAACAAAAAAAACUUCAAGUUCCUCGAGUUCCUCGAGUUCAAGCUCAAGUUCCUCUAGUUUAAGUUCAAGCUCCUCUAGUUCUUCCAGCAGCUCCUCUUCUGAAAAUUCUCCACAAAGACAAGACUCCAAUGACAAACGUACUCCUCCAGACACUAACACAUCUCGACCAAAACCAUUUCAAUAUUCUCGAAAACGAUCGAGACAAGAACUUAAUCUGAUUGAACACGUGGAGCAUGUUGCGAUAGGUCCACAAGACAUCAAUAAAUUCUGCUUUCCAACUGUAAGAACGUUAGUAGAGUUGCUUAUGGAGCUGGAAGAAGAAGAAGCUCAAUCCGACAUAAAAAUACUUAGUGAUGAUAAUGAUGAUGAUGAUAAUUAUAUUCAAAAUGAAGAGUCUGAGAUAGGAACUUCAGAUACUUGUAGUACAUGUGGUGAAGAAGAUUAA
This is a messenger RNA of Phymastichus coffea, 1065 nucleotides long. Its product is annotated as vitellogenin-A2-like. The transcript has 8 exons. The coding region runs from base 1 to 1065 and encodes 354 amino acids. The record is from RefSeq and is a predicted model, not a curated record. Lineage: Eukaryota; Metazoa; Arthropoda; Insecta; Hymenoptera; Eulophidae.